This is a messenger RNA of Adineta ricciae, 3201 nucleotides long. Lineage: Eukaryota; Metazoa; Rotifera; Eurotatoria; Adinetida; Adinetidae. The record is from the annotation of a GenBank genome assembly.
AUGGAGAAAUACAACAAGCAGAAAGUCAUCGGUUCGGGUGCAUUUGGUCAAGCAUGGCUUGUUCAAUCGAAAACCGAUGGAAAGAAAUUCGUGAUGAAAGAAAUCAAGAUAGCUAAAAUGGGCAAAAAAGAACGUGAUGAUUCGCGGAAAGAAGUUAAAGUUCUUAGUGAAAUGAAACAUCCGUAUAUUGUUUCGUAUAUCGAAUCAUUCGAAGAUGCUUCAAGUUUAUUUAUUAUUAUGGACUUUUGUGAUGGUGGAGAUCUGCAUUCCCGUAUUCAGGCACAACGUGGAGUUUAUUUCCCGGAAGAACAGAUACUUGAUUGGUUUAUACAAAUAACUUUAGCACUUAAACAUGUCCAUGAUCGGAAAGUACUUCACCGAGACAUCAAAUCACAAAAUGUUUUCCUGACAAGUAGUGGCUCGGCGAAGUUAGGCGACUUCGGUAUUGCAAAAGUUUUAAAUACAACAUGCGAAUUUGCUCGUACGCAAAUCGGCACACCAUAUUAUUUAUCACCUGAAAUAUGUCAACAGCGACCUUAUAACAACAAGUCAGAUGUUUGGAGUCUGGGUUGUGUUCUAUAUGAAUUAACGACUCUUAAACAUGCAUUUGAUGCGAACAAUAUGAAUGGCUUAAUGAUGAAAAUUAUUCGAGGAUCUUUUAAUCCAGUACCACUGAAAUUCAGUGCGGAUUUGCGAACUCUAAUCGCGCUGACGCUUCGUCGAGAGCCAAGAGAGCGCCCUUCAAUUAACGCAAUUCUCAAGAAACCAUUCAUCAGCCGUCGUAUCUCGAAACAUUUACCUGACGAGGUGCAUCAAGCUGAGUUUGAUCAUACUGUUCUGCAUGGUCAACGCUUAUCAUUCGAUGGUGCACAUGCGAAUCCAGUAGCGAUAGGUCGCCCGGCAGUAACUCCAAAGCCAAACGUAAUUCCUCCUCCACCAGCGUCUUCACGUCCAAGUUCGGCAGCAUCGAGAGCACCAGCACAUGAGCCACUGAAAGUCUACCCGCGUCCAUCUUCGGCCACGCCAGGCAGUGCGGCUCGCGCAUCACAAGAGAAGAAAGUCAUUGAAAAGAAUCCAAAGCCAGCCAUAGCCGUUGACAAAGAAAGUGAAAUCGAGAAAAGACGUCGUGAAUUGGCCAAACUAAAGGAGCAGCGUGAAAAACAGUUAAAAGAAGAAGCAGAUAUUUUAGUAAAAAAACAACAAAAAGCAAAUAUCCAACGAGAUCGAGAUCGCAAUCGCUUUUUGUACAACAACAGCGAUUCAGAGCCAACGGACGUGAAUAAACAGCGAGCUACACCACCAGUCAUUGGACAACCAAAAGUAAACCCAGUUUCCGUUCCUUCAUCUGCCAGAUCAUCGGCUACACCAUCGCCGGUUCCAAGUGUACCUAAAGCAGGUAAUUAUGAACAAUAUCAUGAUUUAUUGGAUGGACACAAACAAAAAAUGGCUGAGGGAGAAAGAAAUCUGGAUGAAUGGAAUAAGAUUAAUCAACCGCAAAAACCGAAUCCCCAAGUGCAGGUAUAUCAAACACCCGUUCGUGCUAGUCAUAAUCUACGUCCAACGCCCGGUGCCAACGUUGGUCGACCAUCAAGCGCGAAGAAUGACUAUUUAGAAAAUAAACAACAAGCUCAAAUGAAUAAAGCGCGUGGCCAAGGUGAUUAUGCCGGGGGAGCGGCUGUUGCUCUCAGUCCAAUUGGUCAAUUGGCUGCCAUAAACCGAAAUCUUGAUGAGAUUCGACGGAGAAAUCUUGCCGGUAAACGUGAUGUUAAUCAUAAACCACCAAUGGCGUACAGAAAGCCAUUGGUUAGCAAACCACCUGUCAUCAAUCAAGCUGAUGAACGGUAUCGUUCAGCUUAUGAUCAUGAUAUUAUCAUCGCACAAAAAGAAAAAGAAAAGCAAGCGGAAGAAGCAUUGAAACAAAUUGAACCAGGAAACAACAAUCUAACCGAAUUAUUAAACAAUAUUGGUGUUCGACCUUCCAGUGCAAAUCAAGUACGAAAGCAUACUAUUCUACAAGACAUAAAUCGCCGAAGCGUCCAAGAGAAUUGGCAAGAGAAAGGUGGUCCACCUAAAGGUCGUCCGCAAUGGAACCAACAGGCACGUCUUGAUUCAGCCGUUCUAAGCCGUCAAUCGGUCAUGAAUGAUUCCUGUGCACCUGAUCUAAGCAUUCAAGGUCAAGCAAUGAAUUUAGCGAAUCCAAAUCCGUCAAAUCGACCACAAUGGGGCGCAGCUCCACGAGAUACAUUGAUCAAUGCCCUCGAACAUGCCAAUGCACAUGAAAGCACAAUUGCCAGCACUGUACAGAAGGAUGCAUUCGAUUUUAAUCUACAACCAUUACCUAAUCGAUUGAGUUCCAGCCAGAAGAAUGAAACCUAUGUGAUAAGUAGUCCGAAGACCAGCACUGGUGCCGCUGAGACAACAAAAGAUUCGAUGGAAAGUCAUACAAUCGGCAAAGACUUAGAUAAAACUUUGACAACUCAAUCAAAAGAACCUUCGAAGAAAGAUGAACUUGCUGAACUUUUGACGACUGGACGUCUCGAUGCUAAAAACAAACGCCUUCUUCGAACCGUUUCCAAUCCGGAAUUACACAAAAUCGAUGAAGUACCUGAAGAGUCUACAUUGAAGUCAACGAAGCUGAAUCGAAGUUUGACCAGUAUCACUGAUUCCUUGGACGAUCCACCGUUAUUCUCCAGUACAAAAAAAGAAGCUACUCCAAGUAGUAGCAGUGAUUCUAGUGCAAAUGAAGAUAAAUCCAUGUCUGAUGAUGGUGAUGAAGAUGACGACUUUCAUUCGUUAUCAUUGGCUUACCAAAGCUUGUUAAUCGAAGAUGAUGAAGAGGAAAAUGAGAAGGAAAUGAAACAUGCAGCAAGUGAACCUAUCUUAAAAGCGGAUAAGAAAGGUAAACGAAUUCCUUCUGAAGUCAAUGCAGACGAUGACAAUGAUGAUGAUGAUGAGAUAUGGUGUAAUCAAGAAGAUGAAGACAAUCUUAAACAUCGUCUUGAACUAGAUCAAGAAAAAGAAGAACAACUACGACAAAUUCUCGGUAAUGAAACAUUCGAGAUCGUCCGUGAAGCAUUGAAAAAAGACGAGUGUGAAUUGCCGGAUGUAUCCAGUCUCAUACCUGAAGCAAAACGUGGUCUAUUCGACAGCGCUGCUCUAUUUACUUUGAUAACAAUGAAUGCAAGGUUAGCGAAAAAGUAA